AUGGGGAAACGGAAGCAAUUGAAAGAUGAUGAUGUGGAUAUGGACGAAGCCGGUCGCGCUGGCGACGAAAGCAGCGACGAGGUCAGCGCUGAACCUCCGAUUGAGGACACGGAAAUUGUCAACGUAGAGUUCGAGUGGUUCGAUCCGCAGCCCGCUGUUGAUUUUCAUGGCCUCAAGGUUCUGCUCCGCCAAUUAUUCGAUAGCGAUGCGCAAUUAUUCGAUCUCUCCGCCCUCACCGAUCUCAUACUCUCGCAGCCGCUGCUGGGGUCAACGGUGAAAGUUGACGGCAACGAAACAGACCCUUACGCUUUCCUCACCGUUCUGAAUUUGCAUCAGCACAGAGAUGUACCCGUGAUAAAGUCAAUAAUUGAAUAUAUCAAAAGCAAAUCCUCCUCAGACCUAUCUACGCUUAAUGAGCUUCUUUCGCAGCCAUCGAUCCCCCAGAUCGGCCUCAUCCUUACCGAACGAUUAAUCAAUAUUCCAACCGAAGUGAUCCCACCCAUGUACACCAUGUUGCUCGAAGAGAUCCAAUGGGCUCUAGAAGCAAGCGAACCAUAUCAGUUCACUCAUUAUCUAAUAAUGUCAAAGACGUACGAAGAAGUGGAAUCCAAAUUGGACAUGGAGGAUGACAGACCGCAGAAGAAAAAGAAGAAAGCGGUAAAUGGCAAGCCGGAGACAUUUUACUUCCAUCCAGAGGAUGAAAUCCUUCAGAAACAUGCGCUAUGUUAUAGCACAUACCCAUACACGCAUCAGCAAGCGGAGGGGCACUCGGACUCGAAGCGCACAUUCCAAGAGCUAGGAAUUCGCCCACACGGAUCUAUGAUUUUGAUAGAAGCUUCGAAGUUUGAAACGGCGGUUAACGCCGUCAAAGACUAUGCCAGUCCUCCAUCUUGA
This is a messenger RNA of Coccidioides posadasii C735 delta SOWgp, 894 nucleotides long. NCBI's taxonomy places the organism in Eukaryota, Fungi, Ascomycota, Eurotiomycetes, Onygenales, Onygenaceae. The record is from RefSeq and is a predicted model, not a curated record.